This is a messenger RNA of Ramularia collo-cygni, 1515 nucleotides long. Its product is annotated as probable ThiF domain protein. Bases 1 to 1515 code for a protein of 504 amino acids. The record is from RefSeq and is a predicted model, not a curated record. NCBI's taxonomy places the organism in Eukaryota, Fungi, Ascomycota, Dothideomycetes, Mycosphaerellales, Mycosphaerellaceae. The transcript has 3 exons. Gene Ontology annotation, cellular component: mitochondrial outer membrane. Gene Ontology annotation, biological process: cyclic threonylcarbamoyladenosine biosynthetic process. Gene Ontology annotation, molecular function: tRNA threonylcarbamoyladenosine dehydratase activity; ubiquitin-like modifier activating enzyme activity.
AUGUCAUCAUGGCUCACAGACAUUGCUUCGUCUCAUAAAGUGCAGCUUGGUCUCACUGCAGUAGUAUCGGGUUUUCUUGCGGCGAGCGCCGUGGUGGGAUUGCAAGAAGCAAGAAGACGAUAUGACAUUCACGAUCUGAAGGACUCGAUACCAGAUGUGGAUGCACCUCAUGAUGUGGAGCGAAUAAAUGAUUUCGGGGGCGCUGUUCCUGAGGAGGCGGUCGAGCACCGAGAUGAUGAAAGAAGCGCGGCACUUGCAAGGAGAGCGCGACUGGGAGACUACGAUGAAGCCCUUAUCCUAGAACAACUCGCAAGAAAUCGGGUCUUYCUCGAAGACGAAGGACUGGCGAGACUUCGAAAAGCUUUUAUCAUUGUCGUCGGUUGUGGAGGCGUAGGCUCACAUGCAGCUGCCGCGCUCGCACGCUCAGGAUGUGGACGUCUUCGUCUUAUCGAUUUCGAUCAAGUCACUCUAAGCUCCCUCAAUCGCCAUGCGGUCGCUACCUUGGCAGAUGUGGGCACUCCAAAGGUGAAGUGUCUCGAGAGACGACUAGAGCAGGUUGUACCAUGGACGCACUUCGACUCCCGGAACGAACUUUUUGGCGAAUCUACUGCUACCGUCCAGCUGCAGCCUUGGAAAGAUGGACAACAUCCAACUUAUGUGAUCGAUGCCAUUGACAAUAUCGAAUCAAAGGUCGCGUUGUUGCAUUACUGUGCCACGAAUGGCAUUCCCGUCAUCUCUUCCAUGGGUGCAGGCUGCAAAUCCGACCCUACUAGGGUCUUUAUUGGCGACAUAUCAGCAUCCACCGACGAUCCCCUUUCAAGAAGCACCAGGCGCAAGCUGCGAAUGCGCGGCGUCAAAGACGGCAUUCCAGUAGUUUAUUCUUCGGAGAAAACCGGACCCGGAAAAGCGCAGCUUCUUCCUCUUCCCGAAGAUGAGUUCAAGAAGGGAUCAGUAGGCGAGUUGGGAGUCUUGCCCGAUUUCCGCGUCCGCAUUUUACCUGUCCUCGGAACCAUGCCAGCAGUAUUUGGACUUUGUGUGGCGAAUCACAUCAUGCUCGAAAUCUCCAGGUACCCACACGAGUACAUUGUGAGCAAAGCGAGAGAGAAGAUGUACGAUGGGAUCCUGGGCCACCUCCAAGGACUGGAAGAGCGGACCGCAAGGCACCAAGGUCACGAUCCGAUCGGCUUGCGCCUUCCCGUUACAAUCGACGAUGUGGGAUACUUGAUCGAAGAGGUCUUUCGUGGUCGUAGCGUGGUCUCGGGCUUAGCGAGCAGGCUUGCGUUGACAAGAUGGCGGAAACCAGAGGGUGAUUGGAUUGACACCAGUACGGCUGGACAGAAGGCCGAUAAGUUGGAGCUAGACGCCCUUGUGUGUUUGACCAAGGACGAGGUUGCCAAGCAUGAAAAGUUGGUCCUCAAAGAAGGGCGUUCGCCAGAGGAGGUCUACGAUAAAGAGGUCAUUGCGUUGGUGGAGAGACGCAUGAGAGAGGAACGAGUAUAUCGAGCUCAGAGAUAG